Messenger RNA from Guillardia theta CCMP2712, 708 nucleotides. RefSeq lists its product as hypothetical. The annotation marks the transcript as partial. Gene Ontology annotation, molecular function: protein binding. Lineage: Eukaryota; Cryptophyceae; Pyrenomonadales; Geminigeraceae. The transcript has a single exon. The record is from RefSeq and is a predicted model, not a curated record.
GACGAGAAUGGUAGGACCUGCCUCCACGAGGCGUGUACGAGUGGAGACGUCGAGGGGCUGAAGGCCAUGCUGGAGCUAGGGGGCAAGGACCUGGUCAUGUGCGCGGACAAGAAUGGUAGGACCUGCCUCCACGAGGCGUGUACGAGUGGAGACGUCGAGGGGCUGAAGGCCAUGCUGGAGCUAGGGGGCAAGGACCUGGUCAUGUGCGCGGACAAGAAUGGUAGGACAUGCGCGCACGAGGCGUGUACGAGUGGAGACGUCGAGGGGCUGAAGGCCAUGCUGGAGCUAGGGGGCAAGGACCUGGUCAUGUGCGCGGACAAGAAUGGUAGGACGUGCGCGCACGAGGCGUGUACAAGUGGAGACGUCGAGGGGCUGAAGGCCAUGCUGGAGCUAGGGGGCAAGGACCUGGUCAUGUGCGCGGACGAGAAUGGUAGGACCUGCCUCCACGAGGCGUGUACGAGUGGAGACGUCGAGGGGCUGAAGGCCAUGCUGGAGCUAGGGGGCAAGGACCUGGUCAUGUGCGCGGACAAGAAUGGUAGGACGUGCGCGCACGAGGCGUGUACGAGUGGAGACGUCGAGGGGCUGAAGGCCAUGCUGGAGCUAGGGGGCAAGGACCUGGUCAUGUGCGCGGACGAGAAUGGUAGGACCUGCCUCCACGAGGCGUGUACAAGUGGAGACGUCGAGGGGCUGAAGGCCAUGCUGGAGCUA